Messenger RNA from Mytilinidion resinicola, 823 nucleotides. RefSeq lists its product as uncharacterized. Lineage: Eukaryota; Fungi; Ascomycota; Dothideomycetes; Mytilinidiales; Mytilinidiaceae. Bases 152 to 658 code for a protein of 168 amino acids. The transcript has 2 exons. The record is from RefSeq and is a predicted model, not a curated record.
CACUCAUUCAGCUGUUCGCAUCCACUCCUUCAAUACCAAUCACCAGCAACGACUAGCUUCUCGCAGUUGAUAUCCCAUUGUCAAUCCGCUGUACGCCCUCACGUUACGCUACACCUAGCUAUUCACGACCACCUCUCGCAUUCAUCCCGCCAUGACGACCUUUCAAUUGCUUGCUGUCCGUGAUGAGAGCGCCGGAACACUCAACCCUACCAUGAUCAAUCUCCUCAUCGCCCUGAUGGUCCUCAUCCUCGUCGGCCUCUGCGCAAUUGGACUUUUAUUCUGGCUAAGAAGCGUGCGAAGAGCAAGGAAGGAAUCCGAGCUCCCCCUAUACAACGAGAAAUCAAACUCGAAGUCCUCGAACCACCGCCGCUUGACCAUCACCGUCCAGGAGAAGCAGAAUCUCAUCGACAACUCCUCCAGCCCUCCACCCAGCCCGGUGCCGGAGAUUCGCAUCACUUUUCCCGACGAGGUAGACGAGACCGGCAAGAAGCAGUCUGGUCGCGUCGUCGUCGUACGUGUUGGCGAUCACAGCGUCGGACUGGAGCCAUUGAACGAGGAUCUUCCGCCAUACCAGAAGGACUCGUCGGAUCGUUUCCAGUCUCUUGAUCUUGACCGCAUUGGAGGCUUGAAGGAGAACGAUGAAAAGAGAUGGUCAUAGUCGACGGUGUUCCACGCCACCCACACCUCUAAUCCCUAAUCGGCAUCCUUCAACUGCCUUCUCCCGCCCGCCGACUACCCUACACUUCCGCACUUCCUUUCAUGCCACUUGGCUAUGACCCGCUAUUAUUAUUUUUGACGCCAUGUACAGUUGUGCUGACUGUCU